Molecule: messenger RNA, 2377 nt
Organism: Tachysurus fulvidraco (yellow catfish)
Lineage: Eukaryota; Metazoa; Chordata; Actinopteri; Siluriformes; Bagridae
Product: forkhead box protein N2
Exons: 5
Coding region: 288-1337 (349 amino acids)
Biological process (GO): regulation of DNA-templated transcription
Cellular component (GO): nucleus
Molecular function (GO): cis-regulatory region sequence-specific DNA binding; DNA-binding transcription factor activity
Source: RefSeq, a predicted model, not a curated record
GGAUAUUUUUUUUGAUGAUUUGCUGUUUCCUAGGGAACGUGGGGAAGGAGAGGACGCGGACAGGACCUUCAGGGGAUAUAUUUUGAUAAUUUGCUGUUUCCUAGGUAAUAAAGGAAAACAGAGGACUCGGGACAGGACCGUGAGUUUAUAUUUUUGAUGAUUUGCUGUUUUUUUGGUUAAAAUUUGUGCAAAAUUCCUUUUUUUGCCCCAACUUUUUUCGCAAAGAAGUAGGCAUAUUAAAUUCUGAGUGAAAGUAGUCUGUGAGUCCAGAAACUGAAUGUGUGUACAUGUGCCUUGGAGCUGGGAGUCAGAUGGAGAACCACACACACACACUGCCAUCCCUUUCCCCCAUCCAUUCCUCCACAAACCCUUCUAAAGCACCUUCCCUUUCUCAAUCUCUUCCCCAGUCCUAUGCUACAGUACCUGCCUCGAUUCAACUCUCUCCACCUUCUCUGCCCCAGUCCUCUUCUUCUCUCCUCCUUCAGUCAUCAGGAGGGCUUAAGUCACACUGCCUCAGUCUCUCAACUUCAUCAGAUCAGAAUGACUUGACCUGCCUCAACUGGCUGCAUCAAAGAAACAUACUGCCUCUGUCCAAAAUGCCCCCACUGCCUCAAUUUGAAAUGCCCCCUAUCUCAAAUCUACCAUCUUCCCCAGGCAAGCCUCCAUACUCUUUCAGCAGUCUCAUCUUUAUGGCCAUUGAAGACGCACCAGAAAAAAGGCUUCCUGUAAGAGGGAUCUAUGAGUGGAUAGUCAACAACUUUCCCUACUACAGGACAGCCCCAAGUGGCUGGAGAAAUUCGGUGCGACAUAACCUGUCCCUGAGCAAGAGCUUUUGCAAGAUACAGAGGGACAAGGGUCAAUCCAUUGGAAAGGGGUCACUGUGGUGUGUUUGCCCAGAAUAUCGGCCCGCUCUUUUAGAGAUGCUCAAGAAAACCCAUUACUUUCACAGCAAUGACAGCAGUUUGCUGAAUAAUUCUGUUUUGUUGGAGGCUGUUGAUAAUGGCCAGACUGCUAUAUGUGACACUAUAGCAAUUUCAGACUUAGACUCAGAUAACCCAACCCUGUCCUCAAGUGCACCAUGCUCUUUGAUCCCAGAGCAUGAGGAGCUGGUGGCCAUACAGUCUGUAGAGCUUACAGAAGAGGCUGAGUCGGAGAAAGACCCACUGGGAGACAGCGGCUACAUCGAAUUCCACUAUUAUCAGUGUGAACGAUACCAAUACCUGGUGCUGCCUGGGAACAGUGACCUGGACCUGGAAACAGUUGAGAUCCUCCAACUUGAUGCAGAGGCACAAGAAGCUGCAGGAUCGCUGCUUGAUUUAGCAGGAGGAAACCACUGAUACUCUGAUACAUAUUCAUGUAUAAAGCCAUACAGGUCAUGUAUAGAGUAUGUAUUAUACAUUUUCCAGAGUGGAAAAUUGUGCUGGAAUGAGAUUAAAAGAAGGGGGGGGGGGGGGCUUUUUAUGUACAGCUUUCAUGCAUUGCAGUUUUGCACAAUUUGUGCAAAAACAAACAAACAAAAGAAAUCUGACAUUCGAUAGGCAACUGAACUAUACCAGUCUUGGACUUAUUCUUAAACUAGGAUAGACACUUGCCACCCAGAAUUAAGAAUUUAAAGCACAAACCACUUUUAAAACAAACAAUACCGUGGUUGAUAAACACAUUUAUCAGGCAGCACUUUUUAUAGCCAGAUAAGAUGUAUACUAUGAAGAUAUAGUUUAAUAAUAUAAGCACUGGGUUGCAAGUUUAUUAAGUACACCUUCCUUGUUGCUAUGCUUAUUACUAGGUAACCGUAUCAUUAAGGUCACAGGUGUACAGUUACUGGUGUAGCAGAAAGUGACCAUCACAUGACCAUUGCUGACCAGAUAUAAUUUAAAAGAGGGACCAUUUUCAGAACUUGUCCAAAUAAUAUCUAAUUAAUUAUGGUCUUAACAUGCUCCUUUUUCCAAUAAUGAAUUGGAAAGACAGCAACUAACAAACUGAAAGGUUUCCAUUGAUAGCUAUCAGUUUGACUGCCAUUGGAUAACUGCACUUACAUGCUGGGUGUACCUAAUAAACUUUUAAGUAUAAGAAUGAAUAUUCUUUUUUCAAAGGUGUAAAUUACAUUAAUGAUAUGGAAAACUGCCAGCUAAAAAGCCUUGUAAAUAGGUUGUGCAUCCACAGUGUAAUAUUCUUUUUUCCACUGUUUAUUAUUAACACUGUAAUGUCAAUGUGUUUUAAAAGUUCCACUUUCUGUCAUAAUUAGUGCACCAUAUUUUAUUCUGUUCAUUUAAAUAGGUUAAUUUGUUUAGUGGAAUGAUUAGUAACUUUAAUCAAAAUGCCUCCAGCCUUUCUUUUUAUGUAAGGCACUUGUCAAUAAACGUCUGCAGUGAUUACCUUU